GUGCGUCGAUUCCGAAGUGGCGAUGUGAAGGUGCGUUUGACGUUGAUCGAGACGAGUAUCACGAUGAUGUGUGCAGACGUUGGCACCAUAAAGCAUCUGAAUCAGCCAACUGCUCACAAGUAUUGCGUGGAAUGGGGUACAGUGGCUAGAAAUCGCUCGAGACAAGCUGCCCGAGCUCAUGUGCCUGCCCGUUCUUCGAAUUCAACACCACAAUCAUUCAAACCCGUCUAUUUUGAUACGACUCUGAACAAUAACAACAGUUCUAUUGGAGUUAACUAA
Molecule: messenger RNA, 279 nt
Organism: Anisakis simplex (herring worm)
Lineage: Eukaryota; Metazoa; Nematoda; Chromadorea; Rhabditida; Anisakidae
Source: the annotation of a GenBank genome assembly